AUGGCAGGUGUAAACGCUGAGAAGGCAGCUACUAGAGAAAAGAAACCUGUAGCCGAGAAGGCUGAUGUUAACAAGACCAAGGCCAAACCCUUAAGAAAAGGAAACCCCACUGCAGCCAAACACUGUCCUACCCGAGGAACUGGCAGAUACUCCCAAUCUGCUAUGCAUUCCAACAUGUCCAAGAGGAAAUUUUCAGUAGUUAAAUCCAGGACUGAAAAGAAAAUCCAGGCCUUCACAGCGGAUUCACUUGUUGUGCUAGAUCUCCAACUUGCUGCUGAGCUUGGGAAGACAUUGCUGGACCGGAAUACGGAACUGGAGAAUUCUCUUCAGCAGAUGUACACAACCAAUCAGGAGCAGUUACAGGAAAUUGAGUAUCUGACUAAGCAAGUGGAGCUUCUCCGACAGAUGAAUGAACAACAUGCAAAAGUUUAUGAACAAUUAGAUGUCACAGCAAGAGAACUGGAAGAAACAAAUCAAAAGCUAGUUGUUGAAAGCAAGGCUUCACAACAAAAAAUUCUGAGUCUGACUGAAACAAUCGAAUGCCUACAAACCAACAUUGAUCACCUCCAGAGCCAAGUGGAGGAGUUGAAGUCAUCUGGUCAAGGGAGAAGGAGCCAGGGGAAGUGUGAGCAGGAGAAAUCGGCGCCCAGCUUCUGUCUGAAAGAGCUGUAUGAUCUCCGCCAACACUUUGUGUAUGAUCACGUGUUUGCAGAGAAGAUUACUUCCUUGCACAGUCAGCAAAGCCCAGAAGAAGAAGAAAAUGCGCAUUUGAAGAAAACAGUGACAAUGUUGCAGGCUCAGCUGAAACUGGAGCGGGAAAAGAGGGUGAAUGUGGAAGAAGAGUAUGGGCUUGUGCUGAAGGAGAACAGCGACCUGGAACAGCAGCUGGGCGCCUCGGAUGCCUACCGAGCCCGGGCGCUCGAAUUAGAAGCGGAGGUGGCGGAGCUGCGGCAGAUACUGCAGUCAGAGAACCCUUUCGUGAAUGGGGUUGAGAAACUGGUGCCAGACUCUCUGUUUGUCCCUUUCAAAGAGCCCAGCCAAAGCCUACUGGAGGAGCUGUUCGUGGCUACACCCGAAGCACAUAGAAACCCUCUCAAGCGCAGCAGCAGUGAGACAGUGCUGAGCAGCUUGGCAGGGGGUGACAUCGUGAAGGGCCACGAGGAGACCUGCAUCCGGAGGGCCAAGGCUGUGAAGCAGAGGGGCAUCUCCCUCCUGCACGAAGUGGACACUCAGUACAGCGCCCUGAAGGUGAAGUAUGAAGAGCUGCUGAAGAAGUGCCAGCAGGAGGAGGACUCCCUGUCCCACAAGGCUGUGCAGACCUCCAGGGUGCCUACCAAAGACCUGGGGGAGGUGAACACCCAGCCUGAACCUGGUGCCGGCGCCUGGGAACUGGGCCCUGUCACCCCAGAAUCCGUCGGUUCCCCUGCUGCCACACCACCCCCUGAAUACAAAGCGCUUUUUAAGGAGAUCUUUAGUUGUAUUAAGAAAACUAAGCAGGAAAUUGAUGAACAGAGAACAAAAUACCCCUCCCUCUCCUCUUAUUCCUAACUGAACCUCCAGCUCUGCUACUACCUUCCUUCUUUCCUGUCACCUCAAGUGUUUGUAGAUCCCAAAGCCUGACGUUGCUCAUGACAUUGCCUCAUUAUCUUGCUUAUUCAGCAAAUGCAUACAGCCAGGGAAGAAGGUGGCACCUGACGUCAGUUCUGUAAUCCAGUUCCGUUUAAGCUCCUCAGGAAAUAGACAGACUGGCCUCUGGCUGGCGCACUGAUGAGACUGAUGCCUCGAAAAACCCCACAAGCAGUGGAGGGGAGUCCUUAUCCGCUGGAGGAGCAGGCCUGGAGUUACAUAGUCCAUAGUAUUACACAUAGGUGUACGUGUGUAGGGAAAGGGCAGAGCUGAGACGAAGCUACGGCCAUUCCUGCUGCCUCCUUGCUUCUCAGAACUAUAGAAGUCAGACUACUGCCGUACUGAAAUAUCUUUUGCAAACACUGUUGGAUACUGUGAAUUCAUUAUGAAGAAUGUUCAGGAGAAAGCAGGGGUCUAAUCCAAAAUAGAUGGGAUUAGUGAAAACUCCAGGUCUUUGGGUUUUACAUCUGCUACAGUUGAUCUGUGACUGACAGGUAACCCUAGUAUUCUGGCAAGCACUGGUGUGACCAAAGGUAACUUGUUGGCCUGUGCCCUCGAGGCCCUCCAGCCCCACAUUCUGAGGUUUCUUACUUAGAACCAUGAUGGCGAGAAAGGGUACAUAUGUAAAUCACUCCUUUCUUAAAUUCGAGCUAAAGGAAAAAGAUGGCCUCCUUGCUCCUACUGUGCUGUCUGAGAUGAUUAGCCUAUCAACCACAAGCUGUUCUUGCUCAGCUCCUAUUAAAUGUUUCUGAGCUGCUGCAGAAAUCCGUAUCUGCUGCUUUAUUACAGUAUUGGUGUUCUGACUCUGGAAACAUACUCAUCUAUUCACUUGCAUUCUUUUAAUUUAAAAAUAUUUAAGAGAACUGAGGUUCUGGUUAUUGUAUAUAUUUUUCUAAAACCCAAAUAAAACUACCUAUGAAAAUGAACAAAAAGAUUUAAUACUUGUCAUUUUAAGCUUAAGCCAUUUUCACAAUUGUAACCAACUACCCACUCUUUUUUUUCUUCCAACAAGAAACUAGGAAAAUUGGAUAGUGAUUUCCCCCCCCUCAUUUCUUUGAAAUAGAGCUUUGGAGUUUGUUUUUUUUUCCCCCUCAUUGAUAAUAUCUGUUAAAAUUACUGGAUGUUUAAAAAAUGCAUUUUCAGUUAACACUGUAUAAUUACCGCUAUUAGAAUUGUCAGGGUUGGUUCUGAAUGAAAAUCACAUUUGAUUAGUUGAUUCUCAAAAUAUUUGAUAAUUCAGUCAUAGAAAAGAAACUUUACAAACAAAGACUUUACAGUGGGACUAUUUAAGUCUAAAAAAAUGGAUGAGACAUUUUCUUCACAAUAGAUACAUGCAUUUAUAUGGUCCCUGACAGGUACAUUGUUGCUAUUAUCUUUGUAAUGGAUUGCUUAAGUGUCUUUGGACAUUUAUGAGUCUAGGAGAUAAAUUACUAGAUGUGAAAUAAAAAGGAUAGUAGCGGUUUGCUGGGCUAACCAUCUUCCGGAAGUUUACUGCUACAUCUGCCAGCUCCUAUCAAGAAUGUAGAAGGAUGCCUAUCUUCUCAUACCAGCAUGCCAGCAAACCUUCUGAGCUCCGAGAAACUAAUGGAGAAAAAAAGUUGUUUCCUUGAAGUUUAAAAUUGCGUGUUUUUUUUUAUUAAUGAGGUUGAAUGUUUUUUAAUCUAUUAAGCCACUUGUUACCAUGUUUUCUUACCCAAAAGCUCUAGUAUUUAGGACAUAAUCUUGCAAUUCAACUGUUUAUAUAUUUGGCAAAAUGCCAAUAACAGUCUCUCCUGGAAAAUACCUUGUAUACUUAAGAGGAACAUGUAUUCUUUUGUUGGGUAGUUUGUGUCUUGCAGAGUGGUUUAUUCUUAGGUCCUCAGUUUUCUUCUGUCUGCUUCGAUCCUUUAUUGUGACUGGAGAUUUGAAGUAUCUAAUGUCUGUUGUAGAACACUAUCUUCCCUGUUAAUUCUGUCUGAUUUUAUGUUUGGAGUUCUGCCACCCAUUAUGUAUGUUUAUAAUUAGGGGCUUCAUUUAACAUCUUAAAGCUGUAACAUUGUAAUUUGAAUGUAUAGUAUUUUAGCUUCAAUAACAAAAACUGUUUCUUUGCAGCUAUCUGCAUCCUUUUCAGUUAUUAAUGUUGCAAAAUUAUAUCUGUAUCUAUAGUAUCCCAAAAUAUAAACCAAUUCUUUCAAAUGCAUUAAUUUCUUAAAUUACGCAGAAAAUAAAAUUUGAAGUUACAAGUCAAAGUUGCACUAGCACUAGCAUUGACACAAUUUUUUCUUUAAAUGUUAGUAUC
Condylura cristata (star-nosed mole) is the source of this 3904-nucleotide messenger RNA. RefSeq names its product cerebellar degeneration-related protein 2, 62kDa (gene CDR2). The record is from RefSeq and is a predicted model, not a curated record. Lineage: Eukaryota; Metazoa; Chordata; Mammalia; Eulipotyphla; Talpidae.